Messenger RNA from Gymnodraco acuticeps, 1802 nucleotides. RefSeq lists its product as uncharacterized. The record is from RefSeq and is a predicted model, not a curated record. NCBI's taxonomy places the organism in Eukaryota, Metazoa, Chordata, Actinopteri, Perciformes, Bathydraconidae.
GUGUUGCAGGAUAUCACCAAUCUUCAGCCGGACCUGUUCUCCACCCUGCCCUUGUAGUCCAGGCGGGACAGAACGUCUCGCUGACCUGUAACAUGACGUCGUGCGCGGAGUUCACCUGGUACGUUGUGCGCUCCAAUCAGCUGCUGCCUCUGCUGACGGUCACAGAAUCGAAACUGAAAGAAAUUACUGUGUACUUCAAUGUGGCAGUAAGUCGCUUCGGCACAAGUGGGGAAAUGGAGAGCGGCACGCUGACUCUGCACAUCCUCCAGGCAGAGGAGCAGGACGCCGGGCUUUAUUUCUUCUCUGGACGCUGCUUCGGAGCUACUCAUGUUAACAGAGGGAUGCAUCUCGUUGUUGAUGGAGUGGACGGGCUGUCAGCAGGGCAGCCAUGUUGGAGUGUGUGGAUGUGGGUUCUUCCUGCUGGACUAAUCCUCGGCUGCAUCCUCAUCGCUGGACUUUGCUGGUGCACAGGUAAACCGGCUGUUCGCUGCUGUUGUCCAACGAGUCAAAAGGUCACAGAGGAAGUGUCUAUGCACUAUUCCAGUCUGAAGCAUGCAGACAAGCCCCGCCCUACUGGCCAAGGAGGAUCAGGAUUGGCGGAGGAGAACGUCAUAUACUCAGCGGUGUUUAGUCGCAAAAACCUGAACAGAUAACUUGACUGCAGAUGGAACGGCUUUUGUUUCAGUAUAGAGCCUUGGGGAAAAUACUAAAUUUGUGUAAAUAUCCUGGGAGCUAGCUUCGUCCUGGUUCCUACAACUUGAAGCCAAUAGGAUUGUUCUUUUGAAUGAUAUGUUAUUUCAGAAAACCACGGAGCCCUGAAGGAUUCAUAGAGAAAAAAAUAAAAUAAAACGAGGCCACAUUUUAUUAAUUUGUGCGCACAAGAUGUAAUUCGUGUGCACGAGAUGUAAUUUGUGUGCACAAGAUGUCAUUUGUGUGCACGAGAUGUAAUUCGUGGCCUCAAUUUAAAUAAAACGAGGCCACACUUUAUUAAUUCGUGCGCACGACAUACUUUCUCGUUCACACAAGAUACUUUCUCGUUCGCACGACAAAUUUACCGGUGCACCAAGUAGGAAGUGGAGCGCACAGGAAACAACCGUUUCAUUGCAGACUGUUAUGUUUAUGUGGGAAAAAAAUUAGGGAUAUUUCGGCCCGAGGUGAUGAGCUAUUUGUUUAAGCACCGGAUUCGCAAAACAGGAGAGUCUGUGAACCAGUCUGCUUUGAUCUAUGAAUUCUUAUCCGUGACUCUCACAGUAUCUGCUAUGCGCAGAGAGCUGUGCCUUUUACGCAGCGCCUUCACUGUGUUUACCUCCAUUAGAACAGUUCGAUGUGUCUAACCAUAUUUCUGAGACAAAUCUAUGCCCAUACCAUGCUUACGGUGAAUACGAGAGGAGAAGAAUAAACAUGUACUCCCAGACAAUUGCAGCUGUUCAAGCGUAUUAUGAGUAUGAUCCUGAAUCUGACACUGAAGUACACAGUUUGACUACCUUAGACAUCUUGUUCGUAAGAGCAGGCCAAGAGCAGAUGCUACUGGGCGCUUCGGCUAGACGACUGAAGAUAUGUUGCGCCGUGUGCCAGGAGUUCAAUGUAAAGCCAGCCCACAUUAUGCCAAUGACGUCAUUUAUGUGGGUAAGGAGGAAAAGUGAGAGGGUUGUAUUUUCUGAAACUUUUUGAGUCUCCUUUCACACCGGGGACACAUAUAAAAAUACUUUUUUUUUUUUUGCAUGAUAGGUCCCCUUUAAGCUAUUUCCUGCAUCUUUUUCCCCAAAUAAAAUGCAAUAGACUGUGUGCAUGUGUAUAAAUAA